GAUCAUCUUAGGCUGUCUUUAAAAUGCCGUCGGUAAUGCCGACUUCAUCCUGAACUCCGUCCUCCCGCGGGCCACCCGAGCCUGAAAUGCGGUCCCCUAUGCGCGUUAACUGGCCGUGACGCCUGUCUGAGCGCCAGGCGCCCCUCUGCAUGCCUAGGCCACCACAGCGUUCUGUGUGGACGCUGUCACUGCAGAAGGCAGAGCGACAUGUCCAGGGCGCAGAUCUCAGCGCUGGUGUUCGGCGUCGGAGGGUUUGGAGCUCUCGUCGCGGCCACCGCCUCCAAUGAGUGGAAAGUGACCACGAGAGCAUCCUCGGUGAUAACCGCCACUUGGGUUUACCAGGGUCUGUGGAUGAACUGCGCAGGUAACGCGUUGGGUUCUUUCCAUUGCCGACCGCACUUUACUAUCUUCAAAGUAGAAGGUUAUAUCCAGGCAUGUAGAGGACUUAUGAUUGCUGCUGUCAGCCUGGGCUUUUUUGGUUCCAUAUUUGCCCUGUUUGGAAUGAAGUGUACCAAAGUCGGAGGCUCAGAUAAAGCCAAAGCUAAGAUUGCUUGUUUGGCUGGGAUUGUAUUCAUACUGUCAGGGUUGUGCUCAAUGACUGGUUGUUCCCUGUAUGCAAACAAAAUCACAACGGAAUUCUUUGAUCCUCUCUAUGUUGAGCAGAAGUACGAAUUAGGAGCUGCUCUGUUUAUCGGAUGGGCAGGAGCCUCGCUCUGCAUCAUUGGUGGAGUCAUAUUUUGCUUUUCAAUAUCUGACAACAACAAACCUCCCAGGUUGGGAUACUCCUACAACGGGGCCACGUCCGUCCUGUCUUCUCGGACAAAGUAUCAUGGAGCAGAAGGAGAUUUUAAAACCACAACCCCCUCCAAACAGUUUGAUAAAAAUGCGUACGUCUGAAAAGAGCCCUGCUGCGAGCUGUCUCGAGUUAUUGUAAAAGUGAACUGUUCACCGUAUGAUCCCCCUCCUCGAGGCCCUCCUCUAAUUCACAUCCAAACUAUUUUUAAAACAUGAAUUUGGAGAAUUUGCUGAUUGUGUGGAUGUCAAUAUUCUAAUCAUUUUCUGUUGUGGCUUUCUAUAAAAAAAUAAACAGGUUAUUUACAGGA
Messenger RNA from Enhydra lutris kenyoni (northern sea otter), 1103 nucleotides. Its product is annotated as claudin 10. NCBI's taxonomy places the organism in Eukaryota, Metazoa, Chordata, Mammalia, Carnivora, Mustelidae. The transcript is spliced from 5 exons. The record is from RefSeq and is a predicted model, not a curated record. Gene Ontology annotation, molecular function: structural molecule activity. Gene Ontology annotation, cellular component: plasma membrane; bicellular tight junction. Gene Ontology annotation, biological process: bicellular tight junction assembly; cell adhesion. The coding region runs from base 208 to 897 and encodes 229 amino acids.